Phytophthora sojae is the source of this 402-nucleotide messenger RNA. RefSeq lists its product as hypothetical. The record is from RefSeq and is a predicted model, not a curated record. NCBI's taxonomy places the organism in Eukaryota, Oomycota, Peronosporomycetes, Peronosporales, Peronosporaceae. The transcript has a single exon. The annotation marks the transcript as partial.
CAGCCCAAGGACUACCUCGCUUCCAUGCUGGAGCGCGUGAACCAAGAGCGCGCAACGAAGAACCUCCCGCCUCUGCGUAUGCACAGCAAGUUACAAGCGGCAGCCCAGCGCCAGGCGGACGACAUGGCUGCGAACAAUUUCAUGGGCCACCAAGGCUCCGAUGGGUCCAGGAUGGCCCAACGCGCUGCUGAAGCUGGAUUCACGGGUGGUGCUGUCGCUGAGAACGUGGCUGCGGGGCAGAAGAACGUGAACGCUGUCGUAGAUUCCUGGAUGAAGUCUCCAGGCCACCGCCGCAACAUUCUGGGCAACUACACGGUGUUCGGCGCAGCGUACGCGUACAACCGCGCCAGCAAGUACAAGCACUCGUGGACGCAAGUUUUCGGGCGCGGGGGCAACGACGAC